AUUUUAAGAUGUAUUUUCCACAGUUAACAUGUUAUUUUUGAUUACUUUUUUCCAGGUGAUUCAUGGCAGGGGACGUGGAAGGAUUCUGUUCUUCCAUCCAUGACACCAGUGUCUCUGCUGGGUUCAGAGCACUGUAUGAGGAGGGAUUGCUUCUUGAUGUCACUCUGGUUAUUGAAGAUCAUCAGUUCCAGGCCCAUAAAGCACUCUUGGCCACCCAGAGUGACUACUUCAGAAUUAUGUUCACUGCAGAUAUGAGAGAGCGAGAUCAAGACAAAAUUCACUUAAAAGGUCUAACUGCUACUGGUUUCAGCCAUGUCCUUCAGUUUAUGUACUAUGGCACUAUAGAACUGAGCAUGAAUACCGUUCACGAGAUUCUUCAGGCAGCUAUGUAUGUUCAGCUUAUAGAGGUGGUGAAAUUUUGCUGUUCAUUUUUGUUAGCAAAAAUCUGCCUAGAAAAUUGCGCAGAAAUAAUGAGGUUGCUAGAUGAUUUUGGUGUUAACAUCGAAGGAGUAAGGGAGAAAUUGGACACCUUUCUCCUAGACAAUUUUGUUCCUCUCAUGUCCAGGCCCGACUUUCUCUCCUAUCUGAGCUUUGAGAAGCUCAUGUCUUAUUUGGAUAACGACCAUCUGAGCAGGUUUCCAGAAAUAGAGUUGUACGAGGCUGUACAGUCAUGGCUUCGACAUGACAGAAGACGCUGGCGACACACUGAUACCAUCAUUCAGAACGUCAGGUUUUGUUUGAUGACUCCAUCCAGCGUUUUUGAGAAGGUUAAAACAUCAGAAUUUUACAGAUACUCCCGACAGCUACGCUAUGAAGUUGACCAGGCAUUGAAUUACUUUCAGAACGUUCACCAGCAACCUUUAUUGGAUAUGAAGUCAAGCCGUAUUCGAUCUGCCAAACCCCAGACUACAGUAUUCCGAGGAAUGAUUGGACAUAGCAUGGUUAACAGUAAAAUACUUCUCUUAAAGAAACCCAGAGUCUGGUGGGAGCUGGAGGGUCCACAAGUUCCUCUGCGCCCAGACUGCCUUGCCAUUGUCAAUAACUUUGUGUUCCUAUUGGGCGGAGAAGAACUAGGCCCAGAUGGAGAAUUUCAUGCUUCCUCCAAAGUAUUCAGAUAUGACCCGAGACAAAAUUCUUGGCUCCGAAUGGCAGACAUGUCUGUACCAAGAUCAGAAUUUGCAGUUGGUGUCAUUGGAAAGUUCAUCUAUGCGGUAGCAGGCAGAACAAGAGAUGAGACUUUCUAUUCUACUGAGAGAUACGACAUCACCAACGACCAAUGGGAAUUUGUGGAUCCUUACCCUGUGAACAAAUAUGGACAUGAAGGGACAGUGCUCAAUAACAAGCUGUUUAUCACUGGUGGAAUCACCUCAUCUUCCACCUCCAAGCAAGUGUGUGUUUUUGACCCCAGUAAAGAAGGAACCAUCGAGCAACGAACCCGAAGAACUCAAGUAGUUACCAACUGUUGGGAGAAUAGGAGCAAAAUGAACUAUGCAAGAUGCUUUCACAAAAUGAUUUCUUACAACGGCAAGCUUUAUGUCUUUGGUGGUGUCUGUGUAAUCUUGAGAGCCUCUUUUGAAUCUCAGGGAUGCCCAUCCACCGAAGUGUAUAACCCAGAGACUGAUCAGUGGACCAUAUUGGCAUCCAUGCCAAUUGGUAGAAGUGGUCAUGGUGUGACUGUGCUGGACAAACAAAUAAUGGUUCUUGGAGGCCUUUGCUACAACGGUCAUUACAGUGAUUCCAUUCUCACUUUUGAUCCUGAUGAAAACAAAUGGAAGGAAGAUGAGUAUCCACGGAUGCCCUGCAAGCUGGAUGGUUUACAAGUAUGCAACCUGCAUUUCCCAGAAUAUAUACUGGAUGAGGUCAGACGUUGCAACUAAACAUCUUUCUCACUUAAAAAAGAAGCCAAACAAAAACAUUUGUUUGUGACAAAGUAGUUGAAAACAUAAAAGAAAAACCUCACCAGUUUUACUAUCAAAGCCAUUGGUCUUAUAUCAUAAAUU
This is a messenger RNA of Suncus etruscus (white-toothed pygmy shrew), 2000 nucleotides long. RefSeq names its product kelch like family member 15 (gene KLHL15). Gene Ontology annotation, biological process: nuclear protein quality control by the ubiquitin-proteasome system; protein ubiquitination. Gene Ontology annotation, molecular function: protein binding. The record is from RefSeq and is a predicted model, not a curated record. The coding region runs from base 63 to 1877 and encodes 604 amino acids. Gene Ontology annotation, cellular component: Cul3-RING ubiquitin ligase complex; nucleus. The transcript is spliced from 2 exons. NCBI's taxonomy places the organism in Eukaryota, Metazoa, Chordata, Mammalia, Eulipotyphla, Soricidae.